AAACUAAUUCUUUCUAUCCUAGUUAUUGUUCAAAAUGAUACAUUUAAUGAAAGUCUUGCUGAAGAAAAAGAAGGUAUUUCAGUUAUUACAAAAUGUAUUUGUGUAAAAACUUUAGAUGAGAAAAAUUCUGAUGAUCAAAAACAAGAGAUAUUUAAAAAAAUACAACAAUCAGCUGUAUUUAUUAUUUGGAAACUUUCAUUUUAUGGACCAACAACAAGUACAAAAUUAAAAUCAAAUGAUUUAUUUAUUGAACAAAUUCUUAUGUUAUUAAAUGGAAGUUCAAAGAAAUCUAUACAACAUGCAAAGGCAAUCAUAUGGAGAUUAGGUAGUGAAGAAAUGAUACGUUUAGAACAAAUACAUAAAAAGAAACAUCAACGACAAAAUCAAGAAGAUAUAACAGGUGAUGAUCAAUUUCUUUCAACUGAUGAAUGGGAUGAAUCAAUUCCUUAG
Rotaria sordida is the source of this 450-nucleotide messenger RNA. NCBI's taxonomy places the organism in Eukaryota, Metazoa, Rotifera, Eurotatoria, Philodinida, Philodinidae. The record is from the annotation of a GenBank genome assembly.